Balaenoptera musculus (blue whale) is the source of this 4389-nucleotide messenger RNA. RefSeq names its product WT1 interacting protein (gene WTIP). Gene Ontology annotation, biological process: positive regulation of miRNA-mediated gene silencing; cytoskeleton organization; response to hypoxia. The record is from RefSeq and is a predicted model, not a curated record. Gene Ontology annotation, cellular component: transcription regulator complex; adherens junction; nucleus. Gene Ontology annotation, molecular function: transcription corepressor activity. Bases 16 to 1323 code for a protein of 435 amino acids. Lineage: Eukaryota; Metazoa; Chordata; Mammalia; Artiodactyla; Balaenopteridae. The transcript is spliced from 8 exons.
CCGGCGGGCCGGGCCAUGCAGCGCUCCCGGGCGGCCGCGGACGAGGCGGCUCUGCUCCUGGCCGGGCUGGCCCUGCGGGAGCUGGAGCCGGGCUGCAACUCUCCGGGCCGGGGUCGGCGGGGGCCGCGGCCCGGGCCGGGAGACGAGGCGGCGCAGGCGUUGGGCCGCAGAGGGCAGGGCAGCGGCGGCGGCGGCCCCGAGGCCGGGGUGGACGGACUGAGCCGCGGGGAGCGAGGCCCGCGGCGCGCGGCGGCCCCCGAGCUCAGCGCGCAGCCGGCGGGCAGCCCGCGGGCUAGCCUGGCGGGCUCCGACGGAGGCGGCGGCGGCGGCGGCAGCGGCAGCGCCCGCUCCAGCGGAAUCAGCCUGGGCUACGACCAGCGCCACGGCAGCCCGCGCUCGGGCCGCUCGGAUCCGCGCCCGGGCCCCGGGCCGCCGUCGGUGGGCAGCGCGCGCUCCAGUGUGUCCAGCCUCGGCUCCCGCGGCUCGGCCGGCGCCUACCCCGACCUGCUCCUGCCCGGCGCCUGCUCCGCGCCGGCUCGCUCCCCGGAGCCCGCCGGGCCGGCCCCUUUCGCUCUGCCUUCGCUCCAGCUGCCCCCGGGCCGGGAGGGCGCCCCGAGCUCGGCGGAGCGGCGGCUGGAGGCGCUGACCCGAGAGCUGGAGCGGGCGCUGGAGGCGCGCACGGCGCGGGACUACUUCGGUAUUUGCAUCAAGUGUGGGCUUGGCAUCUAUGGAGCGAGGCAGGCGUGCCAGGCAAUGGGGAGCCUGUAUCACACCGAUUGCUUCACCUGCAACUCCUGUGGGAGACGACUUCGCGGGAAGGCGUUCUACAAUGUGGGUGAGAAAGUGUACUGCCAGGAGGACUUCCUGUACUCCGGGUUCCAGCAAACGGCUGACAAGUGUAGCGUGUGUGGACACCUCAUCAUGGAGAUGAUCCUGCAGGCCCUUGGGAAGUCCUACCACCCGGGCUGCUUCCGGUGCUCGGUGUGCAACGAGUGCCUGGACGGGGUGCCCUUCACUGUGGACGUGGAGAACAACAUCUACUGUGUCCGAGAUUAUCACACGGUUUUUGCACCAAAAUGUGCCUCCUGUGCCCGUCCUAUCCUCCCUGCACAGGGCUGCGAGACGACCGUCCGUGUGGUGUCCAUGGACAGAGACUACCACGUCGAGUGCUAUCACUGCGAGGACUGCGGGCUGCAGCUGAGCGGGGAGGAUGGACGCCGCUGCUACCCCCUGGAGGGCCACCUGCUGUGCCGCCGCUGCCACCUGCGGCGCCUCCGGCCAGGCCCACUUCCCUCACCUGCUGUGCACGUCACCGAGCUCUGAGCUGGGGGCGGGUAGCCCGACCCUGGGGGCGUGUCUGUGCGCGCGCACGCGCGUGUGUUUGUGUCUGCGUGCACACGCGCGCGUUUUUCGCUCAGGAGCGCGUGUAUCCCUGCGCACGCACGUGUUUUUGCGCGAGUAUAUUUUUGCGCGCGCGCCGGCGAUGGGUGACCCAGGUCAGUGUCGGAAGCUCUGUGUCAGGGUGGGCGCGCCGCCGGCUCCCACCCCACCCCUACUCCCACCAGCCACCGAGCUGCUGUCCGAGGGGCCGGCCCCCGCGGCGAAGCUACUAAUAUUUAUUCACCGUCUGUGCCUCCUCAAACGCUUCCUUUCUCUUCGGGCCCUGGCCCGCCUCCCGCCCCCACCCCCUCACCCGCCUUCUGUUUCGGGACCCCCUGUGCCCCGUAGCCCCGGGGGCAGGCUCCAGACCCGCUCUGGGUCACGGGCUGAAGGUGGCCGUGCCACGUGCAGGGGCGCGGGGACACGGCCGCCGUCCUCCGACUGGCCUCGGGGCGGGAGCCAGUUUCCCUGUAUAGAAGGGGUCUGGGACCCCCUUCAAGAACGCUCCGGGGAGGCGGGGGUUGGCGGAGGGCACGCGUGUUUGUCUCAUAAGCGCCUGGCCCGCUGGUGGGUGGGAAGGGUUCGUUGUUUGGGAGGGGUCGCAGAAGGGGGUGAGGAAUGACACCCUUAGGGAGUGGGGCCUGCGAAGGAGCCCUCCCUUUGGCCAUUGUGGUCACUGCGGGUUUUGGCCACCGGGAUUCCGAUGGGCGUUUUCAGCCUUCACCCCGCCCCGGUCUUCCCAUCCCUGGCUCCUCGUUCCCAAACCCUCCCGUCCUCGGCCUCGGGAAAAGAACACCUCGUGCAGAAUUCCAGCCAUAGGUCUCGGUCGAGAGAGACCGCGAGGGGGCGCCCUGCCCGUUACAGGAAAGCACUGUGUAUCAGGCUCCACAACAAAAGCAUAUGAUUUGACUUAAAUUAAGUUUUUCCUUUGAGAAUAUUUUCAUUUUCUUUAAAAGAAUAUAGUUUUCUUCUAAAAACUUGGCCCACGGUGGUUAUUUCUUAGGAAAGUUAAAAGAAACUCACAAAUGUGCAAUUUGUAUAUCAUAUAGUUAGUGUUCAAGUGGUAAAACAUUGUAGUUUAACUAUUUUUGUAUAAAUUCCUCUAAAAUCUCAAAAUAUGUGUUUGCCUUUCAGACUUUAGGCUAGCGUGGGGUUUUGUUUAUGUCAGUGUCUUGAGAGCGGUUACCUAAUGAAAUGUGAUAUGUGGAAAUGUAGAUUUUUUUUCUUUUCCUCUGAAAGACACAUCAGCAUUGCAAAGCUUCUCACUGAUGGCUUAUGUUGGAUUUGCACUUGUGGGUGGCCCCUGCGGUGAGAGACCUCCUAAUCACAAUAACCAUCACGGUGGUUUUUACGGAAUAUUUUAAGUCCACUUGUUCCUGUGAGAACUGAACCACCUCGACUACUGCUCUUGCCCUCCGUUCCCCCCACUGUUAAACGUAAGAUCCUUCAUCUGGGGGAGCCAGGCCGUAGGAACCAGAACGUAGUCAGGACUGCUCAUUGGGCUGCGUAGGAGGGGAAGUGGCAGCCGGCGGGUUCCAGCUGGGCUAAGGCCUGGAGCCGGGGGACCCUCUAGUGGGCUGAGGAAGGAAGUACAUGGUGAGUUUGGUGAUCGUUGACCAAAUAUUUUAACGCAGAGGUUGCCCUGAGAUAGGGGAAGCGUGUGGCUCCUGAGGAAGGGACCUAACAGGAUCAAGGUGGCUUCUUGGAGGAGGUGAUCCCAGUGGGGCAGGAGACAGUAAAUUCCAGGAAUGGGAGGUUCUUUCUGGCUUUCUCUUCCUCUUGAGCUGGGCUGCUUUGCUUUCUAGCCAAUUACAUUGCAAAGCUUUCUUCUGAUUGCUUCCAAUGUCGAAGCCUGCUUUGGCCUUGGUUUCUCCUUGUUGCAAAUUCAGCUCUACUUUUUUCUCUUUCUUUGUGUCUGCUGUGGAGGUGGUCCCUGAUCUUCCUGCCAUGGGGACCACCAUCACUCUCCACACCUGCUCCAUCCUGGUUACCAUGCUCCCCCACCCAGCUGGACUGAGUCAUCACAGCAUGGAGCCUCCUUUGAAUUCAUGUGCCAAACUUUAUCAAAAGUCAGAGCCAAGGGAAUGCAUGACGCUGGGGGGCAGUGGCUUUAUCUCUGGCCACACUUUGACCUUUCUCUUUGGGCUCCAUGACCCUCUAUUGCCUUCUCCCAGGGCUGGUGACCGCCACCAUCCCUCUAACCCCAGAGCCUUUGCACAUGCAGUUCGCUCUGCCUGGACCCACCCCCUGCCCGAUGCUUUAAUUCCUGGUCAGAUCUUUCCGAUCUCAGCUACACGAAUAAGCCAGGCUCCUAGUUAUUACACUUCACCGAACACCCAGAAUUUGGGGCCCCGAUCUCUAAGCUCUUUUCCAAAAGCAGCAUCUUCCAGUCCAUUGUCAGGAAUUAUGCUGACGUGGUGGUCGUUGAGACUGAGGAAGAGAGAGAGAGAGAGUGAGAGCCAGACCUCAAGCCAGGUAGAUUACCCAUGAGCCUCCACUGCUGGGUGCCAAACCCACCUGCCCCUAGGAUGUCUCCCCUGAUGUUGACACCUGGUGACACCUCUAACUGUGCUUUUGUUAACUGCUGUACUUCCAUGUACUGAGAGAAGAAGAGUUCUCUUCAUGUCCAUCUCCUCACUAGAGGGUGGGCACUCCAGGCCAGGGUCUGUCUGGGUUGUUCACUCUUGUCUCCACAGUGCCUGGCCUAUGGUUGGUACUGUAACCUGAGGCAGACCCUGCCCUGGCCUUUAGAGUCUCAACUUAGGACCCCUCUCCCUCACUGGUUUGCAAGUCCAAGUACAGCCUCAGUUGCCCAAUGAAGGAGCCACAGGUGGGAUAAAGGCCCAAGAAUGGGUUUACACAAAUACUAUACGUGCUGCACAUCAAGUGUGUGCCCCAGGUAGUACACACACAGGUGUGCCUUUGUGGAUACCCUUGAGUAUUGGGUCCCCUGCCGUGCGUGCUCGUGUGUGUAUGAGAGGGAGAGGGAGGGAGAGAUAGGUUGUUUGA